AUGGCGGCUGAAACGGCGACACACGAAAAGAGCCCGCACUCUCACAAACGGCUGCACCAAGAUAUCAAGGAACGUAUAAACGACAGCUUCACCCGCUUUUGGGAGCAGUUCUGGGAGCGAUACCACACAGCCCAGCCCCCACAUUGUACUCCACGGAACAAGAAUGAGCAGAGCCGAGGGCAGAGGGAGGUGAGGGGAAAGUCCUUGGGCACAGCGACAGCGUCCCCACUUACCCCCAAGCCACAGAGUCCACCUGGGUUGAAGGUCAAACCGGGGAACACCCGACAGCAUCGACCACACAAACGGAGGCCCAGGCAGCGCAAACACAAGCAAACCACCAGACCCUCCGUUACCCCUAUGCGGGGAAGAAACUCGGACUAUGGCAAGUACCGAGUUAGAGGUCGAUGGAUGCAGGACCUCAUACCGACCUGGGGCAAGAAGGUCACCCUCAAUAGCACCCUCACACCAGCGGCUCCUAGAGGACCUCCAGCGGGUGCUGACAAUAUCCCAACAGAAGGCAUUGGCUGA
This is a messenger RNA of Pelobates cultripes (western spadefoot toad), 528 nucleotides long. The record is from the annotation of a GenBank genome assembly. NCBI's taxonomy places the organism in Eukaryota, Metazoa, Chordata, Amphibia, Anura, Pelobatidae.